GAACAUACCUGCACACACUUUCCCUUCUGCGGCCACUGAACCUGAAUUACCGCCGCCUGCAACAACUAAGCACCUCGGCGCACUGAUCACGCUUAGAUGCGGGGUGGCGGAUCGGCUACGAUUCUUGGAAAUUUUCGCCUAAACACCUGUUGGCAGCCAAUUGCCGCCCGGCCCUUGCGAUUGCGUAAAGCAAUCACAGGAGAACGUGCAGUUUGACGAUGCGUGCCCAUGUCCUCGCGGCAGCCAUACGGCUCUGUUGAACGCUAUAUUCGCAACAGGAGUCGGCGAGUGCACGAAAAGGCAUCCAACGGUGCGACAAUCGGCGCGUCAAGGCGAAAAUAGCCGCGGCUGUAGGAAGUCGACGCCGAACUAUCGUGAAAAUGACCACCUUUGUGAUGCGGCUCCCACUGAGCGAGUCUGCACUGCGCAAGGAAACAUCUUUGCCGGUAUCGAGUCAUGAAAUGGCUCGCUGCGGAAGUUGCAAUAUCGCACUUGCACCAGACCACCAGUCCAAAUUGUGCCGUGUAUGCCAAAACAUACAUACCUUAAGGAAUCAAAGGAUGACGUUAGCCAAUUGUGCUUCAUGCAAGGCAGUGGUACAGGUUCCUGCAGCCCAGGUAGCACCGCCUCAACCGGUUAUCUGUGCGACUUGUCGGCAGCCUCGAUCCCAGGCCUCCCCAACUCGAGGAAAUGCCCAGCCCACGAACCCGAUGAUGGCGCGGCCUCCGGCUCCGAAUCCUGUCGACCUUGACGAUACGCAAUUUGCAGCGUUUAUCGCUAAUGCUGCGGCUCAGUUUGUACAUCCUGCUCACAUCCACCUGCUAUAUAAUGAGCGCAUAGGUGCUCCGCUGAAGCGUCCGAAGAGCCACUAUGGGCCGUUGCCGGAGUCACGGAUGAAACCCGUUGUGAACGUUCCUCCGCCUGGGACCCCUCACUUAAACUCUCGCGGGGAAUAUUUAUGGCCCCAUUUAUUGCCCUCACGAUGUUCAUCAGUGUAUCCUUUUCCUCCGCUUCCGACUCCACAAUCAAUGCUUCCUUUCAUCGCCGAUCAUGCAGACUCUGUUGCAGUGUCACGUUGGCGACAAUCAUCAUCUCUUCCAACAGAUUGGACCGCUAUUGCGACUCCUGUCAUCUCACCCAGUAUUUUGGUCAAGCCGUCAUCGCAGCCCGUCAGUCCUGCGCAAAUCCUACCCGCUAAUUUCAGCGAUCAAAGAAAACGAACAAUACGACUUUGCGAGAUGCAUGGAUGCAGCACAAUUCUGUCUCCUGGCCACCCUUUCGAAAUGUGCAGUAAACACAUAUCAUUUGCGCCUUUCGCGAUAUAUACGGCAAAUCCGCUAGAUGAAGCAGCUACUCAACCAAUAGCGGACCAUCCGAUAAGACGCAUGAGUAACUCAUCUCUGCCGUCAGACUGUCUGCAUCCUGCGCAUGUACAGUCCCUAAGCUCAUCUCUGACGGAUACGCUGACUCCCGCUAUGAAGCCGAGAUUGCGAGUGUACACACAAUCGAACGGAUCGAUCCGGAUCGAUCCUCCCGUCUCCGCUACUGAGGUGGGCUCGGCAAAUGAGAGUCCAUCAAUGCUUGACAGUUAUCUCCCAACCUCCCGUCAAGCAUACUCUCUAGCUCCUGCAGGGUCACGCACAGUUGGUAUCGGUUCUCAGCCUCGCUCAUUACCAUCAGUUGUUGCUUCCACCGACCGCAGUAUGCAGCUAACAACAGAACCUCUACAUCCGAAGAAACAAGAGAGUACAGAAAUGGAAACGGAACAGAUGCUACGACACAUUGAACUGUUGCUGCAGGGACACCGUGAAGCACGAAGAAUGUCUCAAAGUUCGCGCGGACUCUCACACGGCUCGAUCGCAGAGGAAGCGGUACGCAGAGUUCCAGAACUGGCAACUGUAAUUGCGGACGUGCCUAUGAAGGAUGCACUGCAUCCUUUGAAGCAAGAAGGAAGUGUUGUCGCUGUAUCUGAGUCCAAGACGCAGGACGUCCCUUUCGCUCUUAGGAAUGAUGCAGAUACAUCUUUACCCGCAGAUAGAGACGUCAUGAUGGAUACCAGUGCAGAGCAAACUUCAGAUGAGGCGGCAGACACUACGAUGUCUCACAACCAACACGAUAGCGAUCGCGAUGCAGGUGAAAUCAAUCUCACCAAGAGCCAAGAAACGUCAAGCGCAUCUAAUACCGUGUCUUCUCUCCAUUCCCCACAUUCUUCGCUGUCCUCAAAGCGGACCUCUCCACAAACUUCACCAAUCACACAAUUUGGCGACUUGCCGAACUCUUCCGCGACACAAGAUGUGGAUGGCGAUUUGUCCGACCUGACUCCUCUUGAGGGGUCAACAGAUGAAGGAGAAUCAGAGAUUGAAAUGAAGGACAGUAGUAGUGAUGACGAGGAAGACAUACCCUUGGCGAAACAAUUGUUACUCGUCAAGCGUCGACGCCAGUCUUCCACCAUUGACAAGCCUGUGACAAAAUGUAGCGUCCGUCACUGCCAUAAUUUGCUGUUGCCGGGUACAAAACGGAAGCCGUGCGAGUCGUGCCGACAAAAGAAUUGUGUGCUCCAAAACAGACGGAGGGCCAUGGUGCAGGUUGAACAGGCCGAAUGUGAUGCUCCUCAGAAGCAGGAGAAAUUGCCUAGAAUAAGUGAGAAUCUUAACGGCCUCAACGACUGGUCUUUACUUAUUUAUUUUUUCGUACAGUUUUGAUUCCUCCAGGGCGCCGAAUAUGCAUUAGUCGAUGGUGCCACAAUGUCAUUGGUCCUAACGAGCGACGAGAUAUGUGCAAGGCAUGCCGCAAACAUCUACGUCGGCAAGAUGAUCGUAUGAUGACCGCUCGUGAUGUCUUGGAGCUCGUUAUGGCAGAUAAAAGAAGUUCCUCGAGAUCUGCUAAGAAACGCAGGCGCGAUGAUUCUCCCCUUGAUGACCUGAAGUAUCCGGAGGACCAUAACAGUCGAGUGACGAUUAAGGUCCACCGGAAAGCGCCAGAACCCACUGCCAUUA
Molecule: messenger RNA, 2996 nt
Organism: Laetiporus sulphureus 93-53
Lineage: Eukaryota; Fungi; Basidiomycota; Agaricomycetes; Polyporales; Laetiporaceae
Exons: 10
Coding region: 381-2702 (773 amino acids)
Source: RefSeq, a predicted model, not a curated record